Zeugodacus cucurbitae (melon fly) is the source of this 1575-nucleotide messenger RNA. RefSeq names its product protein CLP1 homolog (gene cbc). Gene Ontology annotation, cellular component: mRNA cleavage factor complex; nucleus. The record is from RefSeq and is a predicted model, not a curated record. Gene Ontology annotation, molecular function: polynucleotide 5'-hydroxyl-kinase activity. NCBI's taxonomy places the organism in Eukaryota, Metazoa, Arthropoda, Insecta, Diptera, Tephritidae. Bases 209 to 1477 code for a protein of 422 amino acids. Gene Ontology annotation, biological process: tRNA splicing, via endonucleolytic cleavage and ligation. The transcript has 5 exons.
ACAAAACGUUCUUGGGUCUAUUAAUUGUCUAAUAAAUUUUUUGAAAAUACUUUGUUGAAAAAUUAAUUUGUGGAAAAUUUAUAAAAACAAGAAAAUUAUAACGCAAAUUGCAUGACAUUUCUCUUUGCACAGACUUUGCGGAAAGGAUUCUAGGAUAUACUCUGUUUAUUUUUCGUGUUACUGUUCGUGUAAUAAUCUCUUUCGAGCAAUGUCUGACGAGGCCAAAGAAGGUGAAGAAUUUACAUUGGAAGCAGAUUCUGAACUGCGUUUUGAAAUAGAAGACAAGGAUGCGAAAGUUUACGUUACGCUCAUUUCUGGUUUUGCCGAAAUGUUCGGUACAGAAUUGGUAAAGAAGAAAAAAUAUGAGUUUCUAACAGGCGCGAAAGUGGCAAUUUUUACCUAUCAUGGUUGCGUGCUAAAUGUAAAUGGCAAAACUGAUGUUAGUUACAUUUCAAAAGAGACUCCAAUGGUACAAUACUUAAAUUGUCAUGCCGCAUUGGAGCAAAUGCGUGCCAGUGCCGAGGAAAAGGAUGAACGCGGACCGAUCGCAAUGAUUGUUGGACCCUUAGAUGUAGGGAAAAGUACGUUGAGUCGCAUAUUUCUUAACUAUGCUGUACGGCUGGGUAGACGUCCGCUAUACGUUGAUAUUGACGUUGGACAAGGAUCAAUCUCUAUACCGGGUACCAUAGCUUCCAUACUAAUUGAACGACCUGCCAGUAUUGAAGAGGGCUUUUCUCAGACGGCGCCUUUAGUAUAUCACUUUGGUCAUAAAGGCCCUGGCAGCAAUAAUGUACUAUACAAAGCCUCAGUAUCGAAGAUGGCAGAAGUAACGCUGGAAUCAAUGAAUGUCAACAAGAGAACGAAACAUUCCGGAAUGAUAAUAAACACAUGUGGAUGGGUAAAGGGUGACGGCUACGCUCACUUAUUACACACAGCACAGGCCUUCGAAGUCAAUGCGAUAUUUGUAUUGGAUCAGGAACGUUUGUAUAAUGAGCUUUUGAGAGAUAUGCCUUCAUUUGUACGCGUUGUUUUGUUGCCAAAAAGUGGUGGUGUUGUGGAACGGAGUCGCGAUUUGCGAUCUGAACAACGCGAUCUACGUAUUAAAGAGUACUUUUAUGGUCAUCGUACUCCUUUCUAUCCGUUCUCGUUUGAAGUAAAGUUUCAAGAUUUGAAGUUGUACAAAAUUGGUGCUCCACCGCUGCCGGAUUCCUGUAUGCCGAUUGGAAUGAAAGCGGAAGACAAUAAAACAAAAGUUGUGGCGGUAACUCCAAGUCCCUCGUUACUACAUCAUAUCUUAUCGAUUAGCUUCGCUGAAUCGACUGAUGAGGAUGUUAUUGGGACUAAUGUGGCCGGUUUUGUUUGCGUUACUGAUGUGGAUAUGGACAGACAGACUGUUACUGUACUAUCACCACAACCGAGACCACUGCCUAAUAACGUGAUGUUAUUAUCCGAAUUGCAAUUUAUGGACAUUGUGUGAAAGCAUUACAUAUUUAUAUAUGCCAAUUGUUCUAUUUUAGACAUAAAUAAAAUGUAUAUUUUUUCAUUCAAAUAAAAAAGGCAUAUUUUUAUUCAUAA